AUGGCUUCAUACUGUCGCACUGUCGUCCCUUCCGCUAUUCCCUCCAGCUCCUUCUCCCCAUUCCGCCUGGAUCCUCCUCUCUUCCCCCACAUCUGCUCCCCCGCUCUGCUCCCCACCCCUCCCCGCCCCCUCACCAUGGGGCGCAAGCGCGCAGCCUUUCCCCGUCCCCUCACCAUGGGGCGCAAGCGUGCAGCCCUCCCCCGCCUGCUCUCCCCCAGCACUUCCCCCUUGGGCUUUGGGGGCGGAGGGGAUGGCUCCAGCGCAACUCUCAAGAUAACUCCCGUUGGCCUCAUUGUCCCCCUCCCCUUCUUCCUCCCUUUUCCCCCUCCCCUUUUUCUUCCUUCCCCGUCCCCUGACCAUGGGCGCAAGCGCGCAGCCCUCCCCCGCCUGCUCUCCCCCAGCGGUUCCCCCUUGGGCUUUGGGGGCGGGGUGGAUGGCUCCAGCGCAACUCUCAAGAUAACCCCCCUUGGCCUCACAGCUCCCCUCCCUCCCCUGCUCCCCCUCCCUGUUCCCCCUCCCUGUUCCCGUCCUCUUUUCCCCUCCUUGAUCCCCCUCCCCUCUCCUACUUCCCUCUCCCCCCCUCCCCUUCCCCCCCCCCCCCCAGCCCCGUCCCCUGACAAUGGGGCGCAAGCGUGCAGCCCUCCCCCGCCUGCUCUCCCCCAGCUCCUCCCCCUUGGGCUUUGCAUGCGGUGGUCGUCUGCUGACGUGGCUGCCAGCCUGGCAGCGCGAGAGUCACUCACCCACCCUUGGUCCACCCAUCCGGCCCUCCCUUCCAAGGCUUCCUCCCCAUCCAGCCCUCCCUUCCAAGGCUUCCUCCCCUCUCUUUCCAUUGCAGCUGCUGCACUGCUGGGAUGGUGGAAGGCUCAUACAGAGCCAUGGUCCGUGCUUCAUUUCUUCGCUGAGAGGGAGGAAGGCGCAUCCUGGCAUGGUGGUAAAUCAACAAGGCAUGAUGGUAAGUGCUCUCUUCAUAUCGUCUUCCUUUCCUCCCUUCCCUCCGCCCACCCCCACUCUCGGCCCUCUCCACCCCUCCGUGCAGCUGCUGAGUCGCUGAGAGGGAGGAAGGCGCAUCCUGGCAUGGUGAUGAAUCAGCAAGGCAUGGUGCCCAAUACCACUGCUGCUGCAGGCAGUAGCAGCUCCCAAAAUCCAAGCAAAAAGGCUAAUAACGAGGACGGUGCAGCUAAUAACGAGGAUAGAGAUCCAGCCGGCGGUGCUGACGACGACGACGAGGAUGAUGAUGAGGCGGGCGGCGGGGGGCUGUCCAGCCGGCGGAAGGAAGGUGCGCGGAAGCUUCAGCAGUGGAGGGAGUUUUUCGGAGGGGUGGUGCUCGUGCUGCAUUUUUCCAGAUGGGAUGGGGAGAUGAGUGUUGGGGGCGAGGAGAUGUAUGUAUGUGUGUGUAACGCCAGUGAGUGUAAUGCCAUGCGGGCAUGGCAGACGCUGGAGUUCUGGCGCCACGUGUACGGCCGCGUCUUUGACAAUAUGGUGACAGUGUCAACAGAAGCAAUCCCGGAGCUGGGGGUCAUUGCGGCCACACCCUCCCCAGCUGCCAACACCGAUGCCUCUCUCUCCUACACGGCGCUCCCCACCAUCAUGGAGCAACACGCCUCAGCCUCGGGCUUCCUCUGGCUGGACGACGAUGCAGUCUUGAACUACUGGGCCCUGGCUGAUGCCCCUCUUGAUAAGAACAAAAUCUGGUACCUAAACUCUUCCAACCCAAGCCAUCUCCUCACCCUCCCCCUCGACCAGCCGCCCUCCGCACCCAUCCGCACCGCACUGGACCCCGCGGAUCUCCCCACACACAUCUCCACAUCGCUCUCGCACCUCUCUGAAUCCCUCCGAGCCCAGCUGGACCGCUCUCUUUGGCCGCGCCACCUCUCCUUCCCCCUCGCCGCCUCCACCUCGUCGGCCUUCUUCAUCCCACAAAGGCUGGUCGACUCUGCUGCUCUGCACGUCAUCCCUGUAUUCGCUGCCGAGGCCAUACCUGCACAGGUCGCCUUCCCCUCGUCGGCCGUCUUAAUCCCACAAAGGCUGGUCGACUCUGCUGCUCUGCACGUCAUCCCUGCAUUCGCUGCCGAGGCAAGGCAGUACCCGCACAGGCGUGUGCUUGAGUGCGUGCUCUCGUGGGUGAAGCAGACACACUCUGCUGCUCUGCACGUCAUCCCCGUGUUUGCCUUUAUAGCCAUACCCGCACAGGUGGCCAUUCCCCUUAUCCUCUUCACACUCAAACAUCCAAAUCAGUGCAUUUCCCCAACCGUGCCCCUCACCACACCCCUGCUCUCCCCACACCCCUGCUCUCCCCACACCCCUGCUCUCCCCACACCCCUGCUCUCCCCACACCCCUGCUCUCCCCUCCUCCCUCAGGUGGCCACUCCCCUUAUCCUCUUCACACUCCAACAUCCAAAACAGUAUGACCCUCGAGAAACGAUGGACUCAACUAUUGUCGCAUCCCUCCUCCCGCCUUGUGGCCCCCCGCACCCCCUAUUUCCUCCUCCCUAUCCCCUUGCGGGGGAGCAGAGUCCACAAGGCGGGAGAAUAGGUCAUUCCUCUUAUCGUCUUCACACUGGAGCAUCCAAAACUGUGCACUCCUCCAACCAAGUACGCACUCAUUGUCCCCUGGUCACUUCCCCUGUCCCCCGUGCCCCUCUGUGCACUCCCGCUCUUCCCUCUCUGCGCACUCCCGCUCUCUCCUCUGCAAUCUCCCGCUCUCCCUCCUCCCUCAGGUGGCCAUUCCUCUCAUUCUCUUCACACUCGAACAUCCAAAACUGUACGACCGUCGCGGUUUCACCGAUGCGCGAGUUAUAA
This is a messenger RNA of Closterium sp. NIES-65, 2799 nucleotides long. Lineage: Eukaryota; Viridiplantae; Streptophyta; Zygnematophyceae; Desmidiales; Closteriaceae. The record is from the annotation of a GenBank genome assembly.